AUGUCUAGUAUCCCAGGCCCCAACAGCCAUCCCGCCGUGGUAAUCACCCAAGUCCGCAGCCCUCUCUCAACCCUCUACUACCCCAACCUCACCCCAAAAGCAGGCGAAAUCCGCAUCCGCGUAGAAUGGACGGCCUCCUCCCCCCUAGAACUCCACCAAGCCGACGGCGGGCUGCUCAUCCAACCCCCACACAUCAUUGGUAGUUCCGCAGCCGGCACGGUGAUGGAAGUUGGCCCCUCCUCUUCACCUACCAACAGCAACAGCAGUAACAACAGGUUCGAAGUAGGCGACAAAGUGUUCGGCUACAGCUUCAAAACAACCCCCGAGCGCUGUGGUCAAGUCUACAUCACCGCCGCGUCGCACCAAUAUGGCAAAGUCCCCGCGGGGAUGAGUCUCGCAGCCGUGGCGACGGUGCCCGCAAAUCUAGUUACCGUUUUCCGGGCCGCGCACGCGGAUCUGGGCCUGGACCUGCCGUGGCCAAAGCCGAAAGGGUGGGAGCCGGCGCAGAAGGACGACCCGAUUCUCAUUUGGGGCGCGGCGGGGAGCGUGGGGAUGUAUGCCAUUCAGGUGUUUCGGCAUUGGGGGUAUGAGAACUUGAUUGCGGUUGCGUCUUCGAAACACCACGAGGUGUUGAGGGGAAUGGGAGCGAAGGUGGCGUAUGAUUAUAAUGAACACGGUGUUGUGGGGCGGGUGUCAGAAUAUGCGAGCAGGACGAAUGGGAAGAGCGAUGGACCAAAGGUGCCUUACAUUUUCGAUUGUAUAGGGUCUUUGGAGGGGACGCUGAGGCCGCUCGCGGAGAUUGCUGAGAAGGGGACCAAAGCCGCAAUUUUGUUACCGGUCAUUGUGAAGGAUGCGACGGCUACGGACGUGCCUGAGUACGAGUUGGAUGUUACAAAGACACUGCCGGGGAAGUGGGCGGAAGGGGUGGAACUGAAUGGCGUGAGGGCGCAUUUUUGGGAAGAGACAUCCGGCCUCAAGGACCGCUUCAUGGGCGAAAUCAUGCCGACUCUGCUUGAGGAAGGUAUUGUCCAGGCGAAUAAACAAAGGAUCGUGGAAGGAGAGACUAUGCUGGAGCGGGCACAGACGGCGUUGGAUCUUCUGAGGGAAAAGGCACCGAGUGGCGAGAGACUCGUCUGGCGGGUUGCCGACGAUGAGUGGUUAUGA
Messenger RNA from Pseudomassariella vexata, 1164 nucleotides. RefSeq names its product zinc-binding dehydrogenase. NCBI's taxonomy places the organism in Eukaryota, Fungi, Ascomycota, Sordariomycetes, Amphisphaeriales, Pseudomassariaceae. The coding region runs from base 1 to 1164 and encodes 387 amino acids. The transcript is spliced from 2 exons. Gene Ontology annotation, molecular function: oxidoreductase activity, acting on NAD(P)H. The record is from RefSeq and is a predicted model, not a curated record.